AUGUCACACGUUCAAUCAACAAUCAACAACAUCAUCAAUGAGAUCAAAGAUAUCAAUCUUAUCAUCAAACGCCAACAACCAACAGAUAACAACAACGAAAACAAUAGUGAUGGCGGUGUCAAAGAUGAUACAACACAACUAAUUGAAUCGAUCACACAAUGUACAACAAUCGAUGAGUUCAUCAACAAGAUCAACAUCAACAACAUUCAAUCAGAUGAUGUUAACAUCAAUGAUGAUGAACUGAUGUCAAUGAUCGUUCGCCACAGCCAACACAUUCAUCAAGUACCAUAUGAUGAGAGUGAUGCUACUACAUUACAGCUUAGAGCAUGUGAGUAUAAUAUCAAUGCUGACAAGUUGAAAGACAUCAAGAAACAGAUUGAAUCAUGCUUCAAACUCAUUAAGCCUGGUCACUAUACUCCUGGAGAGUACGAAGGACACAUCAUUUCUUUUGAUAACAAUCCAUUAUCAUUGUUCUCACUGGAGACUCAGAAGUGGACAACAAUCAAACUCGAUGGUGAAUUCAAUACUCAACUCAGUACGGCGCUCGGUUCGGUAGUCUAUGCCCGUGGCAAUGUCUAUGUGUUUGGCGGUGCCUACGAAGAGGACGAUGAAGGAGUUGAAACAUGGACAAAGACAUACUGUCGAUUCUCCCUGGCCGAGAAACGAAUCCACCAUAAUCCAAUGACUGCGAUGGAGGGUGCGUUUUUGUUUGCAACCUGCUACGACGGCGGAAAGUACAUCUACAUCGUUGGUGGAUGUGAUGUGAAAGAAAAGAAUCUGGACACCGUAUACCGCUUCGACAUUGACACAGGACAGUUUGAGGCGUUUGGAAAGAUUCCUUUUGCGACAUCUAAUGCCUCCGCUCACUUCCACAAGGACAGCAACUCAAUCAUCAUCGUUAGUGAGGACAAACAGGUCUCAUCGUUCAGUGUGAUCACACAGGCCACCAAUGUUCUCUUUGAAUAUAGUAACUUUGCGGGCAACUGCAACUGUCAAAUUAAAAGCAGUUGCUUCGAUGGCCAAGACAACCUCUACCUUCUGUUCAUUUAUGACUGCACAUUCAUUCGAUACACAAUGUCCACCAAAGAGAUCGUCAGUCUCAAAAAAUGUCCAUAUACAAUAGGUGUCCUGUUUUCCCUAAUCUAUGAUGAUUCAUUUGGCAUCAUGCUCAUUGCUGGACGAGCCCAGAACUAUCAAUACUCCACACAACAUGAUCGAUGGACAUUGCUUAACGAUGAUGAUCCUAAUGAUUAUCGUUCAGAACUGGGGGCGUGCUUGAUACGUGAUUGA
Acytostelium subglobosum LB1 is the source of this 1290-nucleotide messenger RNA. RefSeq lists its product as hypothetical. Lineage: Eukaryota; Evosea; Eumycetozoa; Acytosteliales; Acytosteliaceae. Gene Ontology annotation, molecular function: protein binding. The record is from RefSeq and is a predicted model, not a curated record. The coding region runs from base 1 to 1290 and encodes 429 amino acids. The transcript has a single exon.